Messenger RNA from Nycticebus coucang (slow loris), 1731 nucleotides. It is a transcript of the gene PTGDR2, whose product is annotated as prostaglandin D2 receptor 2. The record is from RefSeq and is a predicted model, not a curated record. NCBI's taxonomy places the organism in Eukaryota, Metazoa, Chordata, Mammalia, Primates, Lorisidae. The transcript is spliced from 2 exons. The coding region runs from base 121 to 1434 and encodes 437 amino acids. Gene Ontology annotation, cellular component: plasma membrane. Gene Ontology annotation, biological process: phospholipase C-activating G protein-coupled receptor signaling pathway; positive regulation of cytosolic calcium ion concentration; inflammatory response. Gene Ontology annotation, molecular function: complement receptor activity; G protein-coupled receptor activity.
ACAGCUAUUUCCUCCCUCAGCUGGAUUCCCUUGCCUCCUGCUCCGGGCCUCUUGUCUAGCGGCUGCCAGCAGCUGACCUCCUCCAGGGCUGGAAUCCUGUGCUCCCUCAGUGCCCAGCUCAUGGGUCAUACUGGAUUCUCCUGGCCAGGUUCCUGCUCCAGGCCCCUCUCUGGGUUCCCUUGUGGCUUCCAUACCACCAACCUCAGAGCCUCCUUCCCUUCACCGCAGAGCUGGGCGAUGUUAGCCAACGUCACGCUGAAGCCCCUCUGCCCCAUCCUGGAGCAGAUGAGCCGCCUGCAGAGCCACAGCAACUCCAGCAUCCGCUAUAUCGACCAUGCAGCUGUGCUGGUGCACGGGCUGGCCUCGCUGCUGGGCGUGGUGGAGAACGGCCUCAUCCUCUUCGUGGUGGGCUUCCGCAUGCCGCAGACCGUGGUCACCACCUGGGUGCUGCACUUGGCGCUGUCCGACCUGUUGGCCACUGCCUCCCUGCCCUUUUUCACCUACUUCCUGGCCGUGGGCCACUCGUGGGAGCUGGGCACCACCUUCUGCAAAUUCCACUCCUCCAUCUUCUUCCUCAACAUGUUUGCCAGCGGCUUUCUGCUCAGCGCCAUCAGCCUGGACCGCUGUCUGCAGGUGGUGCGGCCAGUGUGGGCGCAGAAUCACCGCACGGUGGCCGCGGCGCACAAAGUCUGCGGGGCGCUGUGGGCGCUGGCUGUGCUUAACACCGUACCCUAUUUCGUGUUCCGGGACACCAUUCCUCGGGUGGACGGGCGCAUCAUGUGCUACUACAACGUCCUGCUUCUGUACAGCGGGCCCGACCGCGACGCCACGUGCAACUCCCGCCAGGCGGCCCUGGCCAUUAGCAAGUUCCUGCUGGCCUUCCUGGUGCCGCUGGUGAUCAUCGCCUCCAGCCACGUGGCCGUGAGCUUGCAGUUGCGCCACCGCGGCCGCCGGCGGUCAGGCCGCUUUGUGCGCUUGGUGGCGGCGGUGGUGGCGGCCUUCGCGCUCUGCUGGGGGCCCUACCACGUGUUCAGCCUGCUGGAGGCACGGGCGCACCACCACGCGGCGCUGCGGCCGCUCGUGUGGCGCGGACUGCCCUUUGUCACCAGCCUGGCCUUCAUCAACAGCGUGGUCAACCCGCUGCUCUACGUGCUUACCUGCCCCGACGUGCUGAGCAAGCUGCGGCGCUCGCUGCGCGCGGUGCUCGAGAGCGUGCUGGUGGACGACAGCGAGCUGGGCCCCGGGGGCAGCAGCCGCCGCCGCCGCGCCUCCUCCUCCUCGUCGCUGGGCAGCCGCCACCAGGCCCUGCUGCGCCCCGCGCGCCUCCUGAGCUGGCUACCGGGUGGCCGCGCUGCGACCCUGCAGAGGGGCCGGGCCCCAUCCCAAGACGAGAGGGGCCCCCUGAGUCGGGCGCUGAGCAACACCUCGCGAUAGGCGGUGCCGGCCAGGAUCCGGGGCUUGGGCAGGGCAGCGGUAGAGGAGGGAAGCACUGUAAGGGCACCGCCAUAAACUGUAGAUACCCAGACUCCACCCUGAGAUUACGGACCAAGGGGCAGGACCUAGGCGUGUGAACUUUAAAGCACCCGGGGUGACUCAAUGACUCUUUUUCAGAAUAAAGUGAAUUAAGGUAGUGCUUCCCAAACCGUGCUGGGCCCAUGAGUCACCUAGGGACCUCUUUAAAAUGCAGUCUGAUUCAGGACACGGGCCGGGUGUCGAGAGUCUGCCACCGGG